AUGAAGGCGCUCCAUUUCCUGGCGCUCUUGGCGGGACUUGAGUUCACCGUGGCUCAGACGUCAACAGAUAGCAGCCAGACAGCAUCAGUCGAUCUCACAACUAGCAGUAGCAGUAGCACCAUCGCAACAUCGACGGCGUCGACUGGGAGUUCUUCCAGUUCAGCGACCAGCGUAUCGCUCGAGACUGCUACGGUCGGCGCCACCACAACGAGCUCAGAAUCACUUACAACUUCUUCUACAGUCCUUGUAACAACAUCGGACAGCACCAGCACCAGCACAUUGUCCGAUGCGCUCAUCACAAGCACGACCAAUGCAACAUCAAUCACAACGACAUUAGAGACCAGUACCACCACCGCAAGCAUCAUCGCCAGCCUAAGUAGCAGUUCGAUACCACAGACCACAGCCAUAACGUCGACCAACACGGUAUCCCAUAUGCCUGGGUCGACCACCCUGCCUGCAUCCAUAGAUGCCUCCAGUUAUCUAUCGUACGCAUUUCCACCCGGCGCCCCGCAACCGACUUGGGCUACCGGGGAGUUCUACACGAGACUUGCGAGUGCUCUGUACCGUGUAGACAGGUCAUUUAUGCAGCGGCCUAACUACCAAACGAUCGUGCAGGCCAUCAACAGUGCGGCGGAUCAUGCCGGCAGCAAAAUAUCCGCGUCGGUCGAAGCUAGUGCUUGGGGUUGGGGCGUCGUCACAGUACAACCAUGGUACGAGAGUGGUGUUGCUCCUCCACUGCAGACAGAGGUACUUGAAUACAACAGUGCUUGGCACAGCGCGGCAUCCAGCGUACAGGCUCAAGCUAAGGCCGCCCAAGGAGGAAGCGCCGGCGCGGCGCCACCGAGAUGUACGGGGAUGGCCUUAGCUGGAGUUGCAGCGGGGCUUGCGGGAGCCGUCGUUGCCGUCGCGUGA
Neoarthrinium moseri is the source of this 912-nucleotide messenger RNA. RefSeq lists its product as uncharacterized. Bases 1 to 912 code for a protein of 303 amino acids. The transcript has a single exon. The record is from RefSeq and is a predicted model, not a curated record. NCBI's taxonomy places the organism in Eukaryota, Fungi, Ascomycota, Sordariomycetes, Amphisphaeriales, Apiosporaceae.